Molecule: messenger RNA, 7897 nt
Organism: Cyprinus carpio (common carp)
Lineage: Eukaryota; Metazoa; Chordata; Actinopteri; Cypriniformes; Cyprinidae
Gene: znf609a
Product: zinc finger protein 609a
Biological process (GO): regulation of transcription by RNA polymerase II
Cellular component (GO): nucleus
Source: RefSeq, a predicted model, not a curated record
CCAGGCUGUGAAUGAGCUCGUGCUGGGCUGCAUUGGUUCAAUGUCUUGCAGUGAGAGAUGCAAACAAGCGUAAGAGCCAUCAUCAGAGCUCUAGUGGAAGCAGAGGACCGCGCGACUGCAGCUGAUUCUCUCUGAGCGUGUUUGGGACAUAUACUCUGAUCGCUGGGAAUCUAGUGCGGUGAGAAUUGAGGACACUUGCUGUGUUCCGACGAAACUCAAGGUGACAUGUCGUGUUUCCAGCUGCUUUUCCCGCUGGCUGUCCUGGAUCUGGAGUGGAUCUGAACUGUUCCGAUGGCUGCAGUCCAGUGAACCCGGGCUGUCUUUGGAUCUGUGCGCGUGUGUGCGUGCGCGUGCAUGGGUCUAAGUGUGUGUGCGAGUCCGUAUGAGUGUGUGUGUAACCCCAGCACAUUUCCUUGGAGGGGUAUUUUUUUGUUUUUGGGCUCUAUGUGAUGCAUCUAGAUCGGGCUGGAUCCUCUGGGGGGGCAACAAUGUGGGUUACUGGGAAGGGGAAACCAACAGGACCCUGAGGCUUGUGUAAAUGUGCUUCCCAACCGCCUCAGUCGUCUGAGAAGGUCAGACCUCCCUGUGGCACGCUUGGGCCGCUGGCACUAAGAUGUCCCUCAGUAGUGACACUGCAGGCGGGAAAGGUGUGGACUCGAAUGCGGUGGACACUUAUGACAGCGGGGAUGAGUGGGAUAUUGGUGUAGGCAACCUGAUCAUUGACCUUGACGCAGACUUGGAAAAAGACAAGCUUGAGAUGUCUGGCACUAAGGACGGGGACGGAAUGGCUGCUGCCUCGAGUGCUGUAGCGGCAUUGCCAGACAACAUCAAGUUCAUUAACCCGGUGCCUCCUCCGCCGAUUAAGGACAGCAAAUCCAAAGCUAAGCGUAGCAAGAAUUCCAAGGACAGUAGCAAGUCCUCGACCCCUGAUGGGGCCAAAAAGGAUGCCCAGGGACGGACCCAAAAUGAGGGCACUGGGCCAACCGUGGGAAGUGGUUCCAUAGCUUUACCCUCCGGGAAAGGUUCAGAUAAAAGUAACAAAGCGUCCCGUAAUGUUCAGAGUGGAAAAAAGGACAAGGAGGGUUCUGGGAAAAGCAAGAAGGAAAAAAAUGAAGGGGUACAAGCUGGGAACGUGCCCUCGGAAAAGGACCCAUCAGCACAGGUUAUGCCUUUAGGCCAGGCACGCAGUACCCCGCUUGAGGGGAUGCAAAAUUUGGACCUUGUUGGUGCUGAUCAACUAGGGAAUAUUACCCUUGAUAACACUGGAAUAGUCACACCUUUGGCUAUCAAGAGUGAACCAGAAGAAGUGGAAAAUAAUGACUGCAGGACCAUGAAGAAAGUGAAAAGCGAAAAGAUGGAGUCUCCGGUCUCCACGCCGGCACCGCCACCACUCCACCUCCUCGCUCCUGUCGGCAACAGCGACAUCUCCUCCUCGUGUGAGCAGAUCAUGGUCCGCACGCGCUCCGUGGCCGUCAACACCUCUGACGUGGCUGAGCCCGAGUGUCUGGGUCCCUGCGAACCUGGCACCAGCGUCAACCUGGAGGGCAUCGUGUGGCAGGAGACUGAGGACGGUAUGCUGGUUGUAAAUGUUACCUGGAGGAACAAGACGUAUGUGGGCACGCUUUUAGACUGCACACGACAUGACUGGGCACCCCCACGGUUCUGUGAGUCACCCACAAGUGACCUGGAGAUGAGGAAUGGCCGUGGUCGAGGUAAAAGAAUGAGGCCCAAUAGCAAUACGCCAGUCAAUGAGAACAGCAACUCUUCUGAUAACAAAGGCAGCAACAACAGCAAGACUCGAGCCGCGUCCAACAGCAAAGGGCGACGGGGCAGUCAGAAUUCCUCUGAGCGGCGCACCCCACCAAACAGCAACACUGAGGAUGUAAAAGCUAGUCCUUCAUCUGCUAACAAACGCAAGAACAAACCUGUCUCAGACAUGGAACCCAAUUCCAGUUCAGAGGACACUAAGGGUAGCAAACGUAUGCGCACCAAUUCAAACAGUGGAAUACCUCAUACUGUUCUUCCCCUCUCCAACAUCAAAGCUGAAUCCUUGCCUCCCUCUUUGGAUCGCAACUGCCCCUCGCCAGUGCUUAUCGACUGCCCCCAUCCCAACUGCAACAAGAAAUACAAGCACAUUAACGGCCUGAAGUAUCACCAGGCUCGUGCUCACAAUGAUGAUGACAUCAAGCUGGACAUAGAUGGUGAUAGUGAGUAUGGUGAGGACUCCACUUUGCAUCCAGAGCCAGGCAGUUGCAAUGGUGCAUCCAUUUCACAGAAGGGAUGUGCAUCUCCUGCACGGUCAAUCACCCCCAAAGGUAGAGGAUUUGAUGCCCAGAGCCCAUCACCAUCAUCAGGAAAGUUCAGCUCCAAGCAACCUGGCAAGAAGAAAUCAGAGGCUGAGCAUGACUCUGGUCUGCCCAUGGAUGGCUGUGAAGAUGGCCCAUGUCUUACAGAUGAGACGAGCAAUGAUGGCAUUGAUGAUAAAAGAGGUUUGGACAAAACUAAGAAGUCUGGCAGUGGUACCAAGGCAGACAAGCUCGCUCAGAAGGCAAUGAAGUCUGCAAGGCCCCUCAUUCCUUCCUUACCUCCACAGCAGUUGUAUGCCUUACCAACCUCUAACUUCCCUGCCCCCAAUUCUGGCUCCUCCUCCAGCAUGGGAUCCGUAGUCCAGUCCAUUAGCAAGAGCCCCCAACUAAAAACUGUUCAACCCAAACCUGCAGUAAUGGGAGAUCCCUCAAUAAACCCAGUCUUGGGAAGCUCUAAAGACAAGAAAAAGAAAGAUAAGAAAAAGAAGGAGGGUGGUAAGGAAGGAGACAGUCCAAAAGCCCCUGGCAAAGCAGGGAAACCUGAAGAAGGUAAAAGCCCAUAUUCUGAGAGCUUAGACCAAGGCAGCAAGAGUGAGGGGCUGUUAAAUGGAUCCACAGAUCCACAUCAAAGUCGGCUAGCCAGCAUGAAAGCAGAGGCGGACAAAAUCUACAGCUUCUCUGAUAAUUCUCCCAGUCCUUCUAUAGGUGUGGCCAGUCGGAUAGAAAGUGGGGGGAUGGCGCAACCUGUCAAUCCACUUCAUGUGGUUACCCAAAAUGGGGCUGAUAACUCUUCUGUGAAGACCAACAGCCCAGCAUACUCAGACAUCUCUGAUGCAGGGGAAGAUGGAGAGGGCAAAGUGAAGGACAAGUCUGAGGAUCAGGCAGUUCGGGAAGGUGCCAAGAAAUCCCUGUUCCCACCCCAACCACCAAACAAAGACUCUUCUUAUUACCCAGGUUAUGAAACAUACUACUCGCCCAGUUAUGUCAACCCAAACCCCAGUCCAGGAGUUUCUAACACUAACACAUCAUUGCAAGAUGGUGCAGUGAAAGUGAAAAAAGAAGAAGACCCAGAACCUGGUAAUGACAAGGGCAAAUCAGAGCCAUCUGAAGAUCGAAAACCAGAAAUAGGUCCAUCCUCUCAGCAGCCACCGCAGCCUUCAGUCAUUCAGCAGCGUUCUAGCAUGUUCAUGCAGCCCCUCUAUUACAAUCAGUAUGCUUACGUGCCUGCCUAUGGCUAUUCACCUGAUCAGGCCUACCAUAACCACCUGAUGAGCACAAACCCAGCUUACAGGCAGCAGUGUGAGGAGCGGCAACGGCAAGUGGCUGAACAGCAUCGUGCUGCAGAGAAGAAAUCAGAGGCUGCUCAGAAGGACAGGGAAGCAUCCAUGAAGCAAGAAGAAUGGAAGCAGAAAGCUUCAGUUCCUCCUACCUUGUCUAAAGCGCCAAGUCUCUCAGAUUUGGGCAAACCAUCCCCACAGGGCAAGCCCAAAGAUCCCUCGGAGCCUGGCAAGUCGGUCAUUAUCCCCAAGGGAGAAGAUGGCAAGGGACAGACCCAGCAAGGUGAGGGGUUGAAAAUGAAGCUAAGUGAAGCUGGACAUCAUGCGAAAGAUGAGCAGAAACCAGGCCUUGAGUCUGGGAGAUCGGCUAUGGAGCAGGCAAUGUACAUGUACAGACAGGACCCAGACUCUCGACUGUGGCCCUAUGUUUACCCCAGCAAGUACCCCGAUACUCAGAAACAGAUUGAUGAGGAGAGAUGGAAGGAAGAGAGAGAGCGGGAUCGUGAGCGUGAAAGGGAAAGAGAUCGGGACAGAGACCGCGAGAGAGACCGGAAAGGCAAAGAUGAAAGGCUGCGUCCUAAAGACACUCCAUCCAAAGAGGAAAGCAAGGAAGCAGCCGAACCACGAACUUUGUCUGCCUCAGAGGAGCAUAGAGGAGUCAGCAAAGAUCCACGAGCACAUAUGCAGUUUUCCUCACCUCUGCCGCAGCACCAGUCAUAUAUGUCUUACAUGCACGGAUACCCCUAUGGCCAGGGUUAUGACCCCAGCCACCCGGGAUACAGGGGGGUGCCUACUGUCAUGAUGCAGAAUUACCCUGGGUCAUACCUGUCACCAGGGUACUCUUUUUCUCCAUAUGGCAGUAAGAUGCCACCUGGAGAGGAGGGUGAGAAGGCUCGUGCCAGUCCUACGGUGAGUGGCAAGUCUGCAUCUGAGUCUAAAGCUCUGGACAUCCUGCAUCAGCAUGCUAGCCAAUACAAGAGCAAAUCGCCCACGGUGGGUGAAAAGACGCCCCAUGACAGAGACAGAAGUGGGAGCGAGAGGGAAAGAGACGGCGAACGUCCCAGAUCUUCGCCCUCUCAGAGAAUCAUGCCUUCCCACCAUCACCUAGGCUAUCCACUACUCCCAGGACAGUAUGACCUGUCCUAUGCUACAGGUAUCUCCUCUUCAGCCAUUGUUGCCAGUCAGCAAGCCUCUGCCCCCUCGCUUUACCCUCCAGCCCGGAGGUGAGAAUGGGAGAAGUAACUGGCCAUUCUUCUGCAGACAUGUGACUGGUUCACAUGAGGAUGUGAUGUGGAGCUAAUGACAUCAGUUCAAUGAUGUUCCCGAUUUCUUUAUGGUUCUUUUUCCUGGAUUUCCCGGCGUCUUUGACCAACACCAUCAGAGCGGAGAAAGUGGAUGCCCAGGCUCCUACAUACACGCCGACCUCCACCUCGGGAAGCGCACAUCCAGACGCCUCCCUCUCUGUGCUGCUGGCUACAUACUCAGGAGAGAGGAGACACAAUCUGUCUGCAGAAACGUCAUAUGAUGCGCAAGCUCUCCGAGAAACACGGACCUACAGAGUUUGGGAAAUCUUGAAUGAACCUGGAUGCAAAGACAUUCUGGAAGUCACUACAUUGUGUUUAAAGCAUGGGCAAAGCAUGGAGUGCUACUGAUCUGGACUGCUGCUCUAAAGCCAAGAGGAUUACCAAGGUUUUUUUGCCCUGAAGGAUUCCAGCGUCUUUGUUGCCACUCUUCAUCUUCAUACAUUUACAUUCACAAUUUAUUUGUGGACUAUGCAAGUGGAUAAGGCUUGGUUUUCUUCACUCAGUUCAUUCAGGGCAGUAAAUUCAAGUUCAUGUUACCAUUGCGAAGCUAUCGUCAACAUACUUGAGAGUAGACCGUUCUUUGUCCAAGAGGCAUCUUUUAAACGCACUUCGCUGUCUUUAUUGUUCAUAGUUAUGUUUCUUUCUCAUUGAUGGAUGAUGAACAAAUCUCUCAAAGUCACUCCAUUAGCUUAGCACUGGUCGUUUUGCUGUGCAAAUGUUUUAUUCUCAAACAACCGACUUUGCUUUUGCAUUGGUCGGUUCUCGCCAUGAAUAUAGCCGAGGAAGCUCGCAUGGCGUUAAAUCAUAAACAAACAGCAUUGGUCGGUUCAACAAUGACUCAUUUUUCAGUUAAGUGAUGGGCCUUCUGACGUUUUGGAUUAUCCGGAUCGUGGAGGGAAGAUGAAGCAUUGGCUGCUCUCUGAUAUGCUUACUUGGAGUGUCCCAAAAAGCAGGAAAUUUGACUUUCAGACUGGUUUUUACGGAUUUUUCCGGCCUGUAUUGACCGUUAUCAUAUGCAGACACAAGGCUAUCUGCUUCUCCCAGGCUCUAGAUAGUCAUUUGGGACACGGUGUGUGUGUUUGCCAAUGGAGUUACCAGACUCGACUGGACUGUGUGUGUCUGGUCACGAACUGAACCUUCACACACGGAUACAUUGCUGCUUGCGAAUCUCAUGCCAGACUGCAUGAGUGAAGUCCAAAAUGGGGUAACCUUGAAGGCUUAGAGCGAUCCGAGUAAGAUAACCCCAAAAGAGGCUUAGAGCCGGCAUCCAGCUUCUAGACUUCUUCUACUCCGAUCCACAGACUUGCGGAGCACGAAACAAGGGAGACCUGAAAAACCGUUCCCUCACUUUCUUCUGUACGUCUGCAUGGUAUAUUCCAGCACUCGGUAAAAGCAUUAAUCCAAACGGAGAGCAAUGCGACACAAGCAGGCGUCCUUCCUUUUCUCCCUCACUAUGUGCUUUCUGUAUAUAUUGUACAAAGGAAUUAUUUUAAAAAAGGUUGUUGGAUGCUAUCGGAUUGUCUUACUAUCUCUCUUUCUCUUAUUUUUUUUUCUUCUUUUAGCCUUUUUUUCUACCAUUGUUGGCAUAAUAUCAACGUUUAGCUGGUAUAACGGCUUUAUAUUGGAAGUGUUUUUAAUUUUUACUACUUUUUCUACCCCUCCUCUUCAACGUCAAGUCGGUCCCACUCUGCUUUGAAACUGUUUAGAAGCACAUGUUUUGCGUUUAUUGAAAUAAAGUCUGUUUUAAUAAAACGUCGGCGAAGGAAGCGACAACCCGAGUCCGGUGCUAUCUGGAGCUAGUUUUUCCAGUUCAUCAUCAUGCAGUUAUUGUGUGAAUCUGAAACUCUCAGGGAGAGCAUUAUUGAAAUCCAAGCCAUUUAAAUCAUCCUGGCAUGUUCAUCGCUCUCUACUGUAUUCAAACUUGAUUAUUGAACAGCACAGGGAAGAAGACAUUACUUAACAUAAUUCGUUUAUAGUGAAGAGGGGGCUUUUCUCCCAUGUUAAACAUGACCGUUUGUUUUCCAUCUCAGUCGUGAGACAAAACAGCAAACGUGCAGUAUCUGCAAGAUGGGUUUUUUUCUCCUUAAAUUUAUAACUGAGCAUUAAUUUCAAUGCCACCACAAACCCCUAAUCUGAUUUUAACUAAUGCUCAUGCUAAUGAGGCCUAAUGGCACAAUGCAUUAGUUUUAUUUUGUUGUGGGAGAGACCCAGCCAGAUCUCUGUAAGAAUUUUAUUUUAUCCUCUGUGCAGAUGGAAAACUUUAAACUUUUUAUGCUGAUUUAGGACCAGCUUUCUCUACCUAAACCCUAAACAGUAACUAAGAGAUAUCACAGCACUGGUCUCAGCUCAGCAUCAAAAGGCUCACGCUAAUACGAGAGAGUUAGGAUUUUUAUAUAUAGUAAUAACCUUACUUUUAGUUGUUCUGUCUUCGCGCGUUUAGCCAGUAAACCUGUGCUGUCUGGUGACUUGAUUCAUAAUUGUUGAGGAAAAAGCGCUUGAUUGUUUUAAUUUAUUUUUGAGGGUUCUUCUUUUGUUGUUGCUGUUGUUUUUUCUAGUUCAAUUUUUCUCCUUGUAGAAAGACGAAACGACCGGUUUUAACAGUUCAAACAUUCGUUUAUAUUUGUCUCAGACGGUGCUAAUAUAGCCUGCCCUUUGUGAUCCUUGUGAAAAGAGAAGAGGGAAUUUGCUUUUUUAGUUUAAUUUCUAUUUUCUGUUUAUUAGGCCCCUUCCACAACCAAUCCCACUAAUUAAGCCCCACCUACCCCACAUCCAUAGAGAGCAGCGGCUCAGUGUCGGUCAUCGGUACUUGAAAGAAAGAUGUUUACACCUCUUCAUUUCUGUGUUUGGAAACACUUCUCUUUGUACACCAUCGCUCUCUCUUUCCCUGCCUCCCACACUCUCUUCCUAGGGAUCUCUCAUGUAAAGUGUAAAUUGCUACAUUUUUUUAUACAAUACUGUAACUUGCCUUUGUACAUUUAGGCAGAAAAUAAAUCUUUUUAUGAGACAAUCA